GCCAUGAAAUUUGAUCAGGUUCCCCUCCCACAAGUAAGGGAUGGUUAUUGUGGUGAAUAAGCAGCUGAAUCCCGGACUUUGCGGGUUUCGUUGUUUAAAUCCCUAAAGAGCUCUACGUAUUAAUAGUAAGUUCCACGACAAUCCUUCUAGGGCUAGCAUCAUUUUCAAUCAAUCAGCUUAUUAUAAUAUUGAUCCUCGCAAUCAUGAAGUUAGUAAUCGGUGGUUCAACUGGCUUUGUCGGCGAGGAACUGAUUCUACAAGCUAUUCAGAAUCCAGCCUUCACAUCAAUCAUCGCCCUCAGCCGACGUGAGACACCUUUACCGCCGGGAUCUACGAAGGUAAAGUCAGUCGUAUGCGACGACUUUGAGGACUAUUCGGACAAUGUAAACAAUGAAUUGAAGGACGCGGAUGCGUGUAUUUGGACCAUCGCCAUAACACCAUCUAAGUCCACAACUUUCCCAUUCGAAGAAACAUCUAAGAUAUCUCGCGACUACGCGACGACGGCAAUCCGGACUAUAUCAAGUCUCCGUUCUGAUCAAAGCCGACCCUUCCGCUUUGUUUAUAUGAGCGGACACUUCGUUGCGCGUAGUCUAGACGAGUUAGCGGCACCAGUGCGCGCCCACGGUCUAGUCGAUUACACCCUGAUGCGUGGUGAGGCCGAGGUGCAAAUCCUCGAAUUUGCAGAAAAUUCCGGUGGCGCUGUUCAAGCUAGUGUCGCCAGGCCUGGCAUGAUAGACUCCCCGAACAGAGAAAGGCGAGAGAUCCCCGGAGUUCCGCAUGUCGAGCUACGCGACGUAGCAGCGUCGCUACUAGCUCAGGUCGUUGAUGGAUUUGAGAAGGAUACGUUAGUAAAUGACGACUUAACUCGCAUUGGACAGAAAGCAUUGGCCAAGUAGUAGCAGUCUUCGGCGUUCAUCUCAUAG
Molecule: messenger RNA, 923 nt
Organism: Hypoxylon trugodes
Lineage: Eukaryota; Fungi; Ascomycota; Sordariomycetes; Xylariales; Hypoxylaceae
Exons: 3
Coding region: 204-896 (230 amino acids)
Source: RefSeq, a predicted model, not a curated record